AUGAGGCAGAAUCCUUUGGCACGGUCCCUUAUAAAUGUAGAGAAAGCAGCAUUAGGUGAAAUAGAAAAAUGGAGCACUGUGGAGGAGCAAGUUCUGAGGCAGAAAUCGAAGGCAUGCUGGAUUGAGUGUGGUGAUGCAAAUACAAAAUAUUUUCAUGUACAAUGGAAGAUCAGAUCCAGUCAAAACAGUAUAACUGCCAUUUAUACAGAUGCAGGUGUGAAGCUAAUAGAAGCCAGACUUGUUGAGCAGGAAUUCAUAACUGUAUUUCAGUCCUUAAUGGGAGAUAGUGCUGGUGAACUACCUUGUGCAAAUACAACUGUAAUAAGGGAAGGACCAUGCUUAACUGUGGAUCAACAAAGAAUAUUGAUUCAAAUGGUGACAAUGGAGGAGAUCACUGAAGCAGUCAAGGAUAUGCCUAAAGAUAAAGCACCAGGGGUUGAUGGAUUUCCUGUGGAAUUCUUUACAAGAAACUGGGAGAUAGUGAAAGAGGAUAUUUUGAAGCUGUUAAGGACUUUUUUAGUGCAAACAGGUUACCUAGUAUGA
Molecule: messenger RNA, 543 nt
Organism: Nicotiana attenuata
Lineage: Eukaryota; Viridiplantae; Streptophyta; Magnoliopsida; Solanales; Solanaceae
Exons: 1
Coding region: 1-543 (180 amino acids)
Source: RefSeq, a predicted model, not a curated record